AUGCCUGAAUUCCCAGACCCGGAUCAUACAUCUGCGGCAGAUCGUGCAGAGUGUCGUCUCAUAAUUAAACAUUUCGAAGAACAAAUUUUAGAACUCGAAGCUGAACAUCAGCAGCUACAGCAGCUUGAAGCUGGAGUGAGGAGACGGCUUGACAUGUACUCUUACCCCUUCAACUCGCUGCCACCUGAAAUCAUUGAGGAGAUAUUCCUUCAGCUGGCGUCUGAUUACCCUUUCUGCCCAAACUUCAACCCGACAACUUUGCUGCUGGUCUGUCGCCAUUGGAGGGAUAUAGUACUCGUGCUUCCUCGUCUUUGGCGGGCUAUCGAUGCCUCUCGUCUCUCUGACGAGGCUGUUCUCAGUAUUUGGUUUCAGCGCUCCCGCGACUUGCCGAUUUCGGUCGAGUUCGGGGCCACUGUCCCUGCCGACUUCAUCCGCCCUUCUGUCGUUCAUAUGAACAGAUUGGAACAUAUUCGAGCUCGAUAUGAUUCUACGGUCAUCAUGUCACUGCUCAGCGGUUCUUUGCCGCAACUUAGAUACCUGGAGCUUUUUGACCACACCCUCGGACUGGGUGGACUGGCACUCACUGCUGCCAACGCGCCGCUUCUUCGAGCGGUGACAAUGUGGUACCCUUUUUCCGGCAUCCCCGAAAGCCUUCUUCCUUGGGCCCAGCUCACCGCACUCACUCUCGUGCUUCAACCAUUCGAUAUUUGCACCAGCAUCCUCCAACGUACGCCUCAAUUGCUCUACUGUCACCUUGUGCUUUCUGGUGGAUCGGUACCAGACAACCAUCCGACACUAACGGUACCAGCCCUGCAGUCGCUGACCAUCAGCCGUUUUUCUGCCAAUGACACUGAGGGCGAUCUCGUGACCGAUUAUAUCUGGUUUCUACGUCUUCCUGCGCUCAAAAAAUUACGCGUCUGCGAGCUGGCGAUACGACCAAGUCCUUUCAACGCAAUCAAAGAUUUCCUCACGAGAUCAGGUUGCACACCCGAGAUUUGUAUCACAGGAGGCCAAACACAAACAUCCCUUACUUUCGGCACGGAUUGCCCAGUCUGGUAUGACGACGAUCCUGACGAGUUCAUGGAUGAGCUGGAGCAGAAGCUUUCUCGUAAAAAUAUGGUUCAUUAUGCGUACAAGUCACCUUGA
This is a messenger RNA of Mycena indigotica, 1146 nucleotides long. RefSeq lists its product as uncharacterized. The record is from RefSeq and is a predicted model, not a curated record. Lineage: Eukaryota; Fungi; Basidiomycota; Agaricomycetes; Agaricales; Mycenaceae. Gene Ontology annotation, molecular function: protein binding. Bases 1 to 1146 code for a protein of 381 amino acids. The transcript is spliced from 2 exons.